Gadus morhua (Atlantic cod) is the source of this 3486-nucleotide messenger RNA. RefSeq names its product DNA topoisomerase III alpha (gene top3a). Gene Ontology annotation, cellular component: nucleus; chromosome; RecQ family helicase-topoisomerase III complex. Gene Ontology annotation, molecular function: DNA topoisomerase type I (single strand cut, ATP-independent) activity; zinc ion binding; DNA binding. Gene Ontology annotation, biological process: DNA recombination; DNA topological change; DNA repair. The transcript has 19 exons. The record is from RefSeq and is a predicted model, not a curated record. NCBI's taxonomy places the organism in Eukaryota, Metazoa, Chordata, Actinopteri, Gadiformes, Gadidae. Bases 290 to 3475 code for a protein of 1061 amino acids.
AGACGUAGCGCGGGUUUUGUAAACAUGUCGCCGGCGCAUCACCACCCGGCAUGACGCUUUUACUAAAGUUUUAAUACGAUAUACCUCCUACUUUAGAUGGCCUUUUUUUCUUGAGACAUGUUAUUUUUUUAGCUGUCAAACCAGUGGCAAUUCUACUGCGGUCGUAUUUACUAUGACAACUUUUACUUAACGUUCCGUAGCGUUAGCCUCCAGCUAGCGGUCCGAGGAGGUUGAUGGAGCUCAGAGGUCCGGCUCAGUGACAGGCAGCGCCUGUUGACCUCUGUACUGCAUGUUAGGACGUUGGGCGACGGGGAGAUCUUGGCUUCGGACCGGACUACAGCACCUGAGGACCCGGUGGUGCUCGACCCGUGAGGCGGGUCCGCAGCGGCCGGCGGACGACAUGAUCCGGCGGACUCCGAUCCAGCGGGUCCUCUGCGUGGCGGAGAAGAACGACGCCGCCAAGUGCAUCGCCGAGAUCAUGUCCGACGGGAGGGCGAGGAGGCGAGAAGGAAUGUCAAAGUUUAAUAAGAUCUACGAGUAUGACUAUCAUCUCUUCGGACAGAAUGUCUCCGUGUCCAUGACGUCAGUAUCCGGACACCUGCUCGGUUUUGAGUUUAAAGCCCCUUUCCAAAAAUGGCAUAGCUGUAACCCAGUGAUGCUGUUUGAUGCUGUGGUGGAGAAGUAUUGUCCUGAAAACAUGGUCCAAAUCAAGCGCUCCCUGGAGAAGGAGGUGAGGUCGGUCCAGGCCCUGGUGAUCUGGACCGACUGCGACCGCGAGGGAGAGAACAUCGGCUUUGAGGUCAUCGACGUCUGCAAAGCAGUGAAGCCCAGCCUCCAGGUGUUCCGCGCCCGGUUCUCUGAGAUCACCCCCAACUCGAUCCGCCGCGCCUGCGAGGCGCUCACCGUGCCGGACGCCAAUGUCAGCGACGCCGUCGACGUCCGGCAGGAGCUGGACCUGAGGAUAGGGGCGUCCUUCACGCGCUUCCAGACCAUGCGUCUCCAGAAGAUCUUCCCGGCGUCGUUGGCCAAUCAGCUCAUCUCCUACGGCAGCUGUCAGUUCCCCACGUUGGGCUUCGUGGUGGAGCGCUUUAAGGCCAUCCAGGCCUUCAUCCCAGAGACCUUCUACAAGAUCAAAGUGCUUCAUGAGAUGGAGCAGGAGGAGAAGGUGGAGUUCAGCUGGAAGAGGAACCGGCUCUACAACCACACGGCCUGCCUGGUGCUCUACCAGAUGUGCAUGGAGGAUCCCAUGGCAACUGUCACCUCGGUAACGAGUAAACCUAAGAGCAAGUGGAGACCGCUCCCGCUGGACACAGUGGAGAUGGAGAAGCUGUCGUCUCGGAAGCUGAAGAUAAACGCCAAAGAGACCAUGAAGAUCGCCGAGAAGCUCUACACACAGGGGUUCAUCAGCUACCCCCGCACAGAGACCAACAUCUUCCCCAAGGACCUGGCCCUCGGGCCCCUGGUGGAGCACCAGACCCAGAGCCCCUCCUGGGGGGCCUUCGCCCAGCGGGUCCUGGAGCAGCCCGGGGGCCCCAACCCCCGACAGGGCAAGAAGACGGACCAGGCCCACCCCCCCAUCCACCCCACCAAGUACGGCGCCAACCUGCAGGGGAACGAGGGGCGGGUCUACGAGUUCAUCGUGCGCCACUUCCUGGCGUGCGUCUCCCAGGAUGCCGUGGGGCAGGAGACGGUGGUGGACAUCGACAUCGCCCACGAGAGGUUCUCAGCCUCGGGCCUGAUGAUCAUCGCCAGGAACUACCUGGACGUGUACCCCUACGACAGGUGGAGCACCAAGGUGAUCCCAGUGUACCAGCAGGGCUCCCAGUUCCAGCCCACCGCCAUCGAGAUGGUGGACGGCCAGACCAGCCCCCCCCAGCUGCUGACGGAGUCCGACCUCAUCGCCCUGAUGGAGAAGCACGGCAUCGGGACGGACGCGACCCACGCCGACCACAUUGAGACCAUCAAGAGCCGCAUGUACGUGGGGCUGACCGCCGACCAGCGCUUCCUGCCCGGAGAGCUGGGCAUGGGCCUGGUGGAAGGCUACAACUCCAUGGGCUACGAGAUGUCGAAGCCCAACCUGCGCUCGGAGCUGGAGGCGGACCUGAAGCUGGUCUCCGAGGGCAGGAAGGACAAGACCAGCGUGCUGAGGAACUACAUCCACAAGUACAAACACGUGUUCCAGGAGUCUGUCCGCUGCGCCAAGAAGCUGGACGAGGCCCUGGCCCCCUACCUGGGCGCGGCCCUGGAGUUCACGGAGGCCCAGCAGGAGGCGCUGGAGCUCCCCCUCCCCGUCCGCCGCUGCCCCGGCUGUGGGCGGGACAUGGUGCUGAGGACCAAGAGGGAGGGCUCUGGGAAGUUCAUGUCCUGCACGGGCUACCCAGAAUGCAAGGCGGCGGUGUGGUUCCCGGACACGGUGCUGGAGGUCAGCCGUGAUGACAGCGUCUGUGACACCUGUCAGCCCCGCCCGGUUCACAUGUUAAAGUUCAAGUUCCGCAGAGGCAGCCUUCCUCCCAUGAUGCCUCUGGAGUUCGUGGGCUGCAUCGGGGGCUGUGACGAGACUCUGAGGGAGGUGCUGGACCUCAAGUACCUCCGGGGAGGAGCUGGUGGAGGAGGAGGAGGUGGUGGAGGAGGGGGAGGAGGAGGUGGUGGAGGAGGAAGAGGAGGAGGAGGAGGAGGAGGAGGUGGUGGAGGAGGAAGAAGAGGAGGAGGAGGAGGAGGAGGAGGUGGUGGUGGAGGAGGAAGAGGAGGAGGAGGAGGAGGUGGUGUCGGCCGCCCACCCCCAUCCAGGGCGGGGCCGGCCAGAGCGCCCCCCCUCCCUGCUCCGGCCCCCUCUUGGGCCCCCCAACCCCGGGCCCCGGGCCCCAGAGCGGGCGGCCUGGGGGGGCCCGGCGCCGGGGGCGACGUGGUGGAGUGUAACUGCAGUCAGGACGCCCUGCUGCUCACCGUGCGCAAGGACGGGCCCAACCAGGGCCGGCAGUUCUACAAGUGUAACAGCAGCACCUGCAACUUCUUCCUGUGGGCAGAUCAGCCGGAGCAGCAGGGGGCGCAGCAGGGGGGCCCCCCCUCCAGACCCUCCCAGCCCCACAGGCCGUCUCUGGGCUUUGGGAACGGCCUCCCUGGGGGGGGCGGGGGGCCGGGGUCCGCUACACAGACCAUGUGCAACUGUAACGAGGUGGCGGUGACGCGCACGGUGCAGAAGGACGGCCCGAACAAGGGACGCACGUUCAACACCUGCAGCCGGCCCCGGGACCAGCAGUGUGAGUUCUUCCAGUGGGCCGACGAGAACGUGCCUCCAGGAGGUUACAGUGGUGGAGGUGGAGGAGGAGGAAGAGGAGGAGGAGGCGUGGUGAAGAAGGUGAGGAAGCAGGGGGGGGCCACCUCCUCCUCUGGCGCGCCUCCUGCCACUAAGAAACCCCGGACCUGUGGCAUCUGCCACACGCCCGGACACACCCGCACCACCUGCCCCCAGCGGUGACACCACCUGCC